GUUUUUUUUUCGUUUUCAUUUUUCUCGCAGUUCGGACGUGUUUUCGCUGCGCCGCGCUAAAACUACAAAAGUCUGAAUUCGAACUUAAGCUAAAGUUGAUAUAUUAAAGUGAUUGAUUUUAGAGGUUUUGCAAUUUCACGUGGACUCGGCGGCAAUAAAUUAAUUAAGAUUGCUGCCAAAUUGUCGCUCCUGUAUGUGUGCACGUGUGUGUGCGUGUGUAUGUUUAGUGUUUGCGGCGUUUGUCGAGAAGAGGAAGAGAAAUAGCAGAGAAAUACAAAGAGUAUUCAAUUAAAUUCAAGUGUCGCGGCUAUUUAGGCAUUAUCUAAAAGCAAAAACCGAGAUUAGAUAAAAUACACGGCGAAUAUAUAAAGUGGAAAAGGCAGAAAGAGCUGAAAAAGCAGAAAAAGGCACAAAAGCAAAAGGGAAAGAAAGAGGAAAAGAAGAAGUUCAAAGCCAAAGUCUAUGUGUGUGUGCGUUUGUGUGCGACGCUUGCAAAAAUUGUCUGUGUGUGCGUGUGUGUUGUUUUUGUUAGUGGCACCUGUCUGCAAAAUAAGAAGGAGACGGCAACAAAAACCAUAACAACAAAUAAAGUAAAGCCAAACAGUAAAAAAAUAAUAUAAAAAAAUACAACAAAUUAAGAAACUAAGCAAAGUAAAAUAAAGAAAACCAAAUAAUAGAAGGUGAAAGAAGAUUUAAUUGCUCCCCAAAAAACAGGUGAAAGGAAGAAUAUUUUCCUGUUUUUUAAGGAAUUUCUCUAUAAAAGCUUGCUGUUUGCUGAAACAAAAGCCAAUUGCGACCAAUGCUUCCAACAAAAUAAUAACUAAAGUUCUAACCUUGCCAUAUAAAAACAUAAAAAACAAGAUUAGAUUUAACAAUUCAACUGCCAAAUUUUAAAACCAAAUGCAGCCAGCCCCAAAGUAUGCAGUGGAUCUUGUGAGCUUCCCGGAAAGGAAAGCUUUGAGUUGCGCUCAAAGCAAUUUCUGAGCAUAACUAAAUGCUCAAAGCUGCAUUCAACGGAUUCACCAACUGUCCAGCGCUCGCGUAUAAGUGAUUUGCGCUGGUUCGAAACCCGACUGGAAAGAUAAUCAUGGACGCUCCAGAUGUGGGACGCAUUAUAAGAGCGCCGGCGAGGCGUAAACGCAACGAUGAACAAUUAAUGGAUAGGAUAAAACUCAAAAAGGUUUUGGGCCUGACUGUGUGCAGCAAUGCGGCUUUGGAUGUGUCCCCAGUCAGCGGCCUGCUGGCUUAUCCAGCUGGCUGCACCGUGGUGCUGUUCAAUGCAAAACGCCAGACACAGGCCUAUUUGGUCAACACCUCCCGCAAAGCAUUCACCUCCGUGGCAUUUUCGAGAUGUGGUCGCUAUGUGGCCACCGGCGAAUGUGGCAUCAAUCCGGCGAUCAAAGUCUGGGAGCUGGAAACGCCCAACGGAAGUCUAGAGCACUGCAGCGGCGGCAGUGUUGUGGCAGAGUUUGUGGACCACAAAUAUGCCGUCACCUGUGUGGCCUUUUCGCCCACUGGAAAGUACCUGGUUUCGGUGGGCUCCCAGCACGAUAUGAUUGUCAAUGUGUUCGACUGGCGGGCCAACCUCAAGAUGGCCUCGAAUAAAAUCAGCUCCAAGGUGGCUGCCGUGUGUUUUGCCGAGGAUGGCAGCUAUUUCGUCACCGUGGGCAAUCGCCAUGUCAAAUACUGGUAUCUGGAGGGGGCAAGGAAGUACAAGGACCCGAUUCCCCUGAUGGGCCGCAGUGCCAUUUUGGGCGAUUUGCGGGACAACGACUUCUGUGCGGUGGCAUGCGGCAAGGGCAUCUCUUCGGAGAGCACGUACGCCAUCACGCGGCAGGGGCAUUUGGUGGAGUUCAGCUCCCGCCGACUGCUGGACAAGUGGGUGCAGUGCCGCACCACCAACGCCAACUGUAUCUGCGUCAAUGAGAGAUUCAUUCUUGUGGGCUGCGCCGAGUCCAUCAUCCGCAUCUUUAACGCAGCCACGCUGGAGUAUGUGACCACGCUGCCCAGGACUCACUACUUGGGCGUGGAUGUAGCCCAGGGCAUCCAGAUCAACCACAUCAUGUCGGUGCCGCAGCAGGCCAAGUUUCCCGACUGCAUUGCCAUGGUUUUCGAUGAGCAGCGAAGCAAGGUGAGCUGCGUUUACAACGAUCACUCCUUGUACAUCUGGGAUCUGCGCGACAUCUCACGCGUGGGCAAGUCGCACUCGUUCCUGUACCAUUCCACGUGCAUCUGGGGCGUGGAAACAGUGCCAUAUAAUGUGGAGCGGGAGCCAUCGCAAACGUUGCCGGAGGAAUGUUUCGUCACCUGCUCCUCGGACGACACGAUUCGCGUUUGGGGACUGGAUGGCUGCACCAACAACGAUAUCUAUCGAAGGAACAUUUACUCCAAGGAGCUGCUGAAAAUAGUCUACAGCGAUGAGGAGCUGCAGUUCAUCAAAGAUCAGGGUUCAUCGCUGUUCGAUAAAGCCGGAAAUUCCUCUUAUGAUGGUAGGAAUGGUGUGCGUUGCAUCAAAAUCAGUCCGGAACUGCAGCACUUGGCCAGUGGAGAUCGGUGCGGCAAUAUACGUGUCUAUAGCCUUGUCAAUCUGCGCCUGCUCACCACCAUCGAAGCCCAUGAGUCGGAGGUGCUGUGUCUGGAGUAUUCGAAUGAGAAAAUUGAGCGAAAGUUGCUGGCCAGUGCCAGUAGGGAUCGUCUGAUCCAUGUCUUUGAUGUGGCCCAGAAUUACUUGUUGCUGCAAACCCUAGACGAUCACAGCUCUUCGAUUACCUCGAUUAAGUUUGUGGGUGCCGGACUCAAUUUCCAGAUGAUCAGCUGUGGUGCCGACAAGUCCAUAAUGUUUAGGAGUUUUCAGGGCAACAUCUUUAUGAGGGGUACCAAUACCUCUGGUAAGACAACUCUUUACGACAUGGAGGUGGACUCGAAUUCCAAGCAUAUCCUAACUGCCUGCCAAGAUCGCAAUGUGCGUGUUUAUGGUACGCAGAAUGCCAAGCAAACAAAAACCUUCAAGGGUUCGCAUUCAGACGAGGGAAGUCUUAUCAAACUGAGCCUUGAUCCCAGUGGCAUCUAUGUGGCCACUUCGUGCACGGACAAGACCUUGGCUGUGUAUGAUUACUAUUCCAGUGAGUGCAUGGCCAGGAUGUAUGGACACAGUGAAUUGGUCACCGGCUUAAAAUUCACCAACGAUUGUAGACAUUUGAUCUCGGCCAGUGGUGAUGGUUGCAUUUUCAUAUGGCAAGUGCCGCACGAUAUGAUUGUUACGAUGCAGGCCAGGAUGUCACAACAGCGUUUGAGAUCGGGACAUGCUCCGUUGCCACGCCCCCUGGCGCCCAUUUCACCACCGGAUGGCAUAGUAUUGGAAUCGCCGACCAGUGAAAUAGAGCAGCCGCAAAUGCAGCCCAAAUUUGGAGUGGCCGAGAGGUUCUCCGAUGUGGGACAACUGCCGCAGUGGGCGAUGCGUAAAGCAGCCGGGGAUUCGGAUAGUGGAGCCUUGUCCAUACCCACGCCCAGUGGUGGUGGAUCCACACAAGUACCUGCCAUGCAUGCCGCUUCAUCGAUGGGCAAUCUAAGCUCAUCGCCGAGUCAACAAAUGUCUGGAUUGGCACCCCGACCCAGGGGAAGAUGGGCCCAGCGAAGCACUCAAUUGGAGACGGCCGACGAUCUGCGCUCCAACUCGGAAAGUCCACUGGGCACAGUGUCUUCUGUGGGUGGUCACAGCGGUGUAAAUGUCCAGACCUCUGAUUACAACAGUGCCUCUUCCAAGGACAUUACCUACAAUCAAACCUAUUUGAGCGAGGACUCCUCAAUUGACUCGGGAAUGGAGACGCGAAGGGGCGAACUCAAGUUUAUCGGCAGCAGCAACAAUGGAACGGUGGUCACUGUCUCAUCCGUUUCAUCGAUGGCUGUCUCUGCCUCCAAUGGUGCCAUGUCAACGGGUUCUGCGGCUGCUCAGCAGCAGCGUCUCCAGCUGCCGGAUAAGCGUCUCAAGCCGGGUCUGCGAUUCGAUACCCACACCCAUGAUCAUGAUGGCGAUGUGGAGGAUAUCUCCGAUGGGGAAAGAACUAGCUCCGAUCAUGGCAUGUUCUACAACAAUUUGGCGCCCAGCACACCAACAGAUUUCAAGGUAACGGCCAUGAACGAGGAUGAGCUGCGCAAGUCGGUGCGACGUCAGAAGUUCGAGAAAUCCGGCCUUCAACUCACACCUUCGGCGCUCAGCGGAAAUGGAAGUUCGCAUACGGCGAGCACCGGGACCGGAACUGGGACCUCUGACACCGAGGAUGAGGGCUCCACGCCCAGUGCCGAAAAUGCGGAGCGUUCACUGGCCUCCACGCUGGGCGGUAGCUCGGAAAAUCUUCCCCAGAGCAGCAGCAACAGCUUUUUGCAUGCCGCUUUGCCCGAGGGACCGGGAUUAACAACGCCCAUGGAAAGGGGUGGCAGCAGUCGCCGCAGCAUCAGCGCCAAGCACAAUACGGAAAAUGGGAAAAGCGUGGCUGCCCCGCCCACCAUCACCAAGUCGUAUACGAGCACCAAAAAGGAGGAGCUGCUGCAGGUCAUCAACAAGGUCAAGCAGCAACUGGAGAAUGGUACGCGCAAAAAUGGCAACACAAGGUUGAAUGCUAUAGCCGAGGUAGGCCAUAGACCCCUUCGGGGAAGCCAUAGCAUAUCGGACCUGAGUCUGGCUGCCAAUUUGGAUGGCUCGAGAAACGCGGGCGGUGGACCAGGACGUUACACAAAGCCAGUUGCUUCCCAUGACACUUCGCAGUGUAUUAGCUCCCAAAUUACAACAUCAACAGCUGCAACUUCGAAUAUUCCGCAGCAGCAGCAACAUCAAAUAGUUAAGGAGCAACAUCAACAAACCCAGCAUUAUGCUCCACCUGCUUCUCAGCAAUUUUUCAAUUGUGCUGCUCCAAAAUCCAAGUUACAACAGAAUUUCCAAACUAUGCGACAGGUUCAACAGCAUUAUCCUCCCUAUCCGCAUCAUGUGGGUGUGCAUCAGAUCCAUCCGCCACCUGGAGUUCCAUUUAGUGGAUCCUCAUCAGCAAUGCGUUCGCAAUCCCAGCAGCAACAUCAUCAACAGCAGCAGCAACAUCAGCAGCAGCAGCAGCAACAACAGAGGGUCAAAAGAAAUCCAGCUGGGAAUAAUAGGCGUACGCCUAGUAUUUUAAAACAUUACAAAUCCUGUCCAGUAUCUCCUGUCCAUGAGGAGGUAGAAUGGUCUGCCGAGGGAAACGAAAGAGGAGCUCUCCUAGGCGAACCAAAAAGACACUCGGUUUAUGCCGACGAUGCCAGAACUAUUUUGGAUAUGAUACAUGCAGAUACGGAAAAGAUGAUUGAUGAGAUCACCCGAAAGUAUGGAGAUUUGGAUGAGCCCUGUAUACCAGCUUCAUAUUCCAUGCCAGCGAAUUUGAGAGGACUCGGUUCCACAGGGGAUUCCACGCCCACGGGCAGAACCACACAGUAUUAUGUUUACAGGGAGUUCUAUCAGUGCGAGAGAAAGGUAUCGCUUUCGGAUAUCUUGCAACCUGAGCAAUUUGCCGCCAGUCAGAGAAGAUUGGAUGAGGCCAGGUUUCUGGAGACACAAAGGCAUUCAAGUGCCAGUUUUUUCCUCACCGGACAGCAAAGUCAGGAGUCAUUAUCGCUGCUUUCCGAUGGCGAUGGCGCAUCCUAUUGCAACAGUUUGGAGAGCGUUCUAUCGGACGAAAGUGAUUGCCAGAGUGCGCCGCUGGAGUAUCCACAAACGCAGGUGGCUGUGCUCCAGCAGCGUCAUGCUGGCAUUCGGAACUUUAUCAUCCAUGGACCAGUGUCCAAAUCGUAUGGCAACAGCCCAAAUGCCUAUGGCAGCUUUGAUUACUAUAUGCGACAGCAGCAUUCAACGGCCACGGAUAGUUUCGAUGUCACUGGCUAUAAUCUGGAGCCGUUGAAACCACUGCCCAGUUCGAAAACAUAUCCGAGAAUAGCUCAGGUUCAGGCCACCGAAAAUAUACCCACUUUACGUUCCAAAAACAAGCAAUAUAACUCAGGUGUUAAUAAGUCGCUAAGUACCGAUUUUGCGCAACAGCGUCAGCAAAGAAAUUCCAAUCCCAUGCAAUUGGGUGACAAUCUGUUUGUGCGAAAGCCACUGAAACCCAAGCCACCAGUGCCGGCAAAACCUCAGAAUCUAGUCAGCACUUUGAGCCACAUGGAAAAUAAGCAGCAGCAGCAGCAGCAGCAGAGGCAGCAGAAAUCGCAGUCCCGAACAGCCAGUGUGGUCCAGCAAUUUGAGCAUAAUUUGCAGAAAUUUGAAAAGGAAAAGCAAAGGGAAAGGGAUCAGCAGAGGAGGCCGGCCAUGAGAAGUUCUGUGAGUUCGGGAGCUCUGGCUGGGGGAUCUGCCACGCAGAGUUGCUUAAAGAAAGUUUCCCGUUUCGAUACCAGCGAAAGUAGUCGACGCGCCACUAGUGUGAGGCAGAAAAGUAGGCCAAAGAUAUCUGUGCGUUUCAAUACAGUCUCGCAGAUCAAGUAUACGCCCAGUGCCAAAAGGGAAAGGCAGGCCAGAAAUGAGGAAGAGCCACCGGAAAUGGAAGUGGGCAGCCUGCCCAGCGAUUAUGGCGAACGCAGUUUCGAAAUGUAUUUUGCCGAAAAUGGAAAUGCCCCUGAGAAUUUGGAAAAUAUGCAAUCACUUAAGCUCUAUACCAAACCUCAAUUGCAAGCGGUGGUAGAUGAGAUCCAGCAAGAGCGUGAAAAGUAUAGGAAAAACCUAGAUAAUGCUGGGAAAAUCAAUGGAAAGGGUGUAAAUGGAAAAGGCAGCAGCUCCACCAGCCAUCAAUGCCAGAAUAUAGCCAAAAAGAUUGACAUUAUCGAGAAGUUAAUUGCCAUGGAGGAGAACAAAAUGGAGCAAAUACGUUUGGCCACCGAAUCGCGUUUGCGGCCCUUCAACUGCAAUGCCAAGGAAAAGGGCUAUGUGAAAAGUUUGACCAUGAACUUUGACAUGCUGGCCCGGGGAGAAGAACAUGGAGAAGAUGAGGAGUUGAGCUCCAAAGAUGCCUCCGAUCUGUGUGCCUAUGCCAGGAAUAUUCGCAGAAAUUGCAGUUUACCAGAUGUCCUGGAAAGCACCGAUUUCACGGGCAUCUACAGCAGUCAGGGUGUGGAGUUGGCCAAAGAAGUGAUUGCCGACGAUGAGGGGGGACAGGAUAUAGCAAAUCCAGAGAUCUCACCCGAUAAUCCCAACCACGAUGAGGAUGUUGUUUUGAGGAUGGAGUCAGGCAAUCCCAAAACUCUGAAUCCCAUGCCCAUCGAGGAGUCCUCCAUACGCCGCGCCUGUUCGCUGAGCGACCUGCACAUGGGCAACUUUGGCAAGCCUGGAAAAUCGAAUGGCACACCUCAAAAACCACAAGCUCAGCACCGAAAUGGAAAUGUUUCGCGAUCAGCAAGCAAAAGGAACAGUCUGCAGGGCAAGACUGGCUUAGGUGCCUCCAGCAACUCAAUGAACGUCCUCAAUCAGGGUAGCGACUCGGAACCCGAGGAUAGCAAUCGAUUGCGUAGUGCCAGCAACGGACAGGGACGCAGUAAUGGACCCAUUGCUGCCAAUCGGCAAUACAGCAACAAGAUCAACAAUGUCAACAACAAUCGUCGAAAGACACCAAACUUUAGCAGUGCCACACCCAUGCAGGACGACUCCAGUUCCGAGGAGACGCCCAAUAGCACUGUGAACAACAAGCCAAUUGUGCCACCGAGGCCAAGAAAUUUGGCCUUCGAUCACAAGAGCAAGCUGAUGAUCAACAAUAUUGGCAGCCCCGGCGGAAAUGCCAGCAAACAGAGGAGUGGAGUGACCUCCACCGAGGAUUACGAGGGCACAGAUCCCGAAGCCCAAGUACACAAUGUGAUCAAUAAACUUUAUACAACAACCCAGGCAGCCAUGCAGCUACAUGCGAAUCUAAAGAAUUCGCUGCUGCUUAAGGAACUGGAGAACGCCCUGAUCAUGUCCAGGAACAUGCUCAGCAGUAUACCGAAUAGACAAGCGGAGAAGACAAACAAUGGAGCCAGCGGAAUGGGCGGUGGAAUGGGAGUGGGAGUGGGCGGUGGUGGGGGAUUGAACCACGAUCAGCUGAGCGCUGACAACGGAGACUAUCUGAUGAUGGUCAACAACUGUGCCGAUCUUUUGAGCAAUUUACGCACGAAGCACAAACCCGAUGACUGUGAGAAUAACUCCUAGUGUGUAGAGCUUAGGCUAGACUAAAUGACUAAAACUACAAACCGAUGGCAGCCGAUCUGCGGGGCGGAACUAACCCACACCUAUUUAUUUAACUGAAACAACACACAACCACACAGGCGAAUGGCAAAAACGGAUCAAGCAGCAAUCAAUAAUUUGUAAUUAAUAACCAAUCACAGUUGAUGUAAAUGUCUUUUUUUGUUAGUAACUUGAUACAGUUGCGUAGCCGCUAAGUUUUCUGUUUCGUUUUCUGUGCGCGUGAGCAUUUCUUUUAUCAAUAAUUUAUGUAUGGCGAGAAAAUGCGUUUAGCUUGAAUUAAAUUCUGUAAAUGUUAAGUUUAAUAAGCAGUCUUGUACGUGUUAAGUGUUAUUUGAGUUUAAGGCGUCGAUGAAACGGAGAAUGUCCAGAUUUUGGGUAUGAAGCGAAUUGUUACAAAGUGCGCUCAGUCUAUGCCUUCUUUCUGUAUGAUUUAUGUUCUUUAGUUUGUUUGAAUUCGGUUUGUGAAUCAGUCAAAAUGUUAAAGACAAAACUACAAGAAAUGUGUGUCAAAUUUGAAUAUAUUCCAAAUUUUCAAUUUAUACCAUUAUACUAUGUAUGCCUCUACUCACAUUAUACUUAUAUGCAUCUAGAAAUGCCACAAAUUAUGUGAAGAAACGAAGAUAUUUCAGACUUUUGAUCAGAGCGAAAAACAAAUCUAUUUCCAAACACAUUGUUCUGUAAUUAUUCUGUAUUAGUUAAUUAUUCGAUUGUAUUUACAACAAUUAUAACACUACCUAUAAUUAUACUUAUAUAUACCUAGAUAUGAACUUGAAUUAGUCCUAAAAUUUACAUUACAAUAAUUUACAACUAAACGAAAUGUAUUAAAAUUAACUUCAAAUAGGAAAAAACCAACACUUACGAUUAAUUAUGCUAUCUUAACUCAGAACUAAACUAAAAAAAACAAAACACUAAUUCAAAGCAAAAAUAAUACAUAAUGCAUAAUUUUUGAAAACAUUAAACAA
This is a messenger RNA of Drosophila gunungcola (fruit fly), 9186 nucleotides long. It is a transcript of the gene Wdr62, whose product is annotated as mitogen-activated protein kinase-binding protein 1. Lineage: Eukaryota; Metazoa; Arthropoda; Insecta; Diptera; Drosophilidae. Gene Ontology annotation, molecular function: protein binding. Bases 1088 to 8188 code for a protein of 2366 amino acids. The transcript has 20 exons. The record is from RefSeq and is a predicted model, not a curated record. Gene Ontology annotation, biological process: regulation of mitotic cell cycle; mitotic spindle organization. Gene Ontology annotation, cellular component: mitotic spindle.